Molecule: messenger RNA, 1563 nt
Organism: Fonsecaea nubica
Lineage: Eukaryota; Fungi; Ascomycota; Eurotiomycetes; Chaetothyriales; Herpotrichiellaceae
Exons: 4
Coding region: 1-1563 (520 amino acids)
Molecular function (GO): oxidoreductase activity, acting on paired donors, with incorporation or reduction of molecular oxygen; iron ion binding; heme binding
Source: RefSeq, a predicted model, not a curated record
AUGGACUCCUUCCGCCCCCAUCUCACAGCCACAACUGCAUUUGUGGUCCUGGUUGUGAUUGUGAUUGCGACACUGGUAAGAAACUACCGGAACAAAGGUCUCUGUAAAUAUCCAGGUCCUUUGCUCGCCAACUUCACCGACGCAUGGAGAUUCUUCAGCGUUCUCCGCGGCAAGUCGCAACUCACACUGCGGACGCUACAUGACCAACAUGGACACAUUGUUCGACUCGGUCCCAAUUCGCUGUCUUUCAGCAGCCCGGAGGCUCUCAAGGCAAUCUACGGGUUGAACAAUCGAUUGAUGAAGAGUGCAUUCUACCCGGUGCAAAUGCAGUUGGCGAGAGGGGAGGUGCUCCAGUCAUUGUUUGGAACGCAAGAUCAAGAUUACCAUGCCAAACUUCGACGGACGGUCAGCAAUGCCUUCUCCAUGACCUCGAUCGUCCAAUAUGAACCCCGAGUCAACGAUACCGUGAGAGUUUUCCUUCAGCGGACCCAAGAACUCUACGCGAAGCCGGGAGUACAGUGCGAUUUCCUCCACUGGCUCCAAUAUUUCGCCUUUGAUGUCAUCACCGAGAUCACAUACAGUCGAAGAGCCGGAUUCGUGGACAGGUGCGAAGAUGUAGACGGCAUCAUUGCCUGGCUGGACAAGAUCUUUGACUACCAGGCACCCGUGGGCCAGAUGCCUUGGCUCGACAAGUUGUUUGUCAAAAAUCCAAUUCGAGCACUGCUGAGUAAACAUGGGUUCAUCGACAACUCAUCUGGCACGGCGAAAUUCUCCCGGGCGAGGAUGGCCGAGCGGUUGUCGGGAGCAUAUCAAAAUGACAGCAUGGACCUUUUGACCAUGUUUCUCCAGGCUCAGAAGGAACACGCCGACUUCUUCGACGACGGACGCCUCCUCACCAUGACGACCUCGAUUGCCCUUGCUGGGUCUGACACCACCGCAAUCACCCUCGCCGCGGUCUUUUACUUCCUAGCCAGAUAUCCCAAGUGCUACCAAAAGCUCGACGAUGAGAUUGAAGAGGCCAUGAAAACGGGGUUGAUUUCAGACACCGAAGGCAUCAUCACUUGGAGCGACGCCCAGAAAUUGCCAUAUCUCCACGCUUGCAUCCAAGAGACAUUUCGCAUGCAUCCAGCCAUCGGCAUGAUCUUGGAGCGAGUUGUCCCACCGCAGGGCCUGGAGAUUUGUGGCGAGUUCAUUCCUGGAGGGACCAUCGUCGGCUGCAACCCGUGGGUUCUGCAACGCCAACCGGACGUCUUUGGUCAAGACGUCGACGUCUGGAGACCCGAGCGAUGGUUUAUAGAUGCCACCGAAGCUGCCACCUCGGAGGAACAACGGCUGAAAAGAAUGAACAAUGCCAUGUUCCAAUUUGGUGGCGGAACGCGGACCUGUCUCGGCAAGCAUAUUGCGCUUCUGGAAAUUUACAAACUGGUUCCCAGCUUUCUGCGGCGAUUUGAGAUUCAGCCAACUGAUGACGAGGAGUGGGAUUUGCACACGGCGUGGUUCGUCAAGCCGAGGAAAUUUGAUGUCGUGAUUACAGCAAAGAAGAAUUGUGUGACCGAGCGAUGA